AUGCCCUUGACACCAGUCCACUUCUUCUCUCAUGGCUCGACCAUGAUGCUUGGAGAGGAGUCGACCUCGGCAGCAUACUGGAAAAGCUCUGGUGACGAGGCUUUGGCGCAUGGGUUGAAGGGAGUCAUUAUGAUGGGAGCGCAUUGGGAUGCCAAGGGGGACGCCAUUGAAGUCGCUACAAACCCAGAUCCCGGCAAGUCGCCAGUCGCAUACGUCCAUCCCGAAAAGUACCUCGACUACAAGCUCAAUCCGGAUGUACCCACGUCGCGACGAUGUGUCCAAAUACUGCGCGACGGUGGAUUCGACGCCCGUGAGAAUCCCACCUUCGAAUGGAUCCAUGAUACUUAUCUCAUCCUCAUCCGAAUGUUCCCGGACGGAUGUCCGCCUACGACACUGAUCUCGACCAAUGCGCGUUACGACCCGCACUUCCACAUGAAAGUAGGCGCCACGUUACGACCAUUGCGACGAGAGGGAUAUUUGUUGAUAGGAAGUGGGGGCGCUGUACACAACCUUUACAGGAAUAUAUGGGCCCCAAUGCUCAAGUAUUCGGACAAUUUUGCUCAAGAGACCCCCCCGGAACCCUGGGCUUUGGACUUCCGUCAGUCGGUAGAGGACGUCCUCACAAAGACAAACGGCCCCAAAUUGAGGAGAGCAAUGACCAGACUGAUGAAGCACCCGCAAUAUCGCGAUGCACAUGCGACUGACGACCAUUUCAUGGCGGCUAUGUUUGUGGCAGGGGCCGCGGGAGACGAAGAGGAUGAGGCGCUGGGAUCUUACGGAAGGCUAGGGGCCGAGACCUGGGAAUUAACGAACAUGUGCAACUCACAAUUCACGAUUGGUCGGUGGCCCGAACCGCCCGUCAAAUGGGUUGCGGCAGGGUAG
Molecule: messenger RNA, 882 nt
Organism: Cladophialophora bantiana CBS 173.52
Lineage: Eukaryota; Fungi; Ascomycota; Eurotiomycetes; Chaetothyriales; Herpotrichiellaceae
Exons: 2
Coding region: 1-882 (293 amino acids)
Molecular function (GO): ferrous iron binding; oxidoreductase activity, acting on single donors with incorporation of molecular oxygen; zinc ion binding
Source: RefSeq, a predicted model, not a curated record